Messenger RNA from Protobothrops mucrosquamatus (brown spotted pit viper), 1029 nucleotides. It is a transcript of the gene MYL4, whose product is annotated as myosin light chain 4. Bases 282 to 851 code for a protein of 189 amino acids. The transcript is spliced from 7 exons. Lineage: Eukaryota; Metazoa; Chordata; Lepidosauria; Squamata; Viperidae. Gene Ontology annotation, cellular component: myosin II complex. Gene Ontology annotation, molecular function: calcium ion binding. The record is from RefSeq and is a predicted model, not a curated record.
CUUUCCCAGCUCAGGUGUGCAAAAGCAGCCUGCAUUUCCUAUCAUAGGACAUGGAGCCAAGCCAGGCCUUGUGGAUGACAAAGGACAAUUGUUGAAUGAGAGACAGGCUACUUUUUUGGAGACCCUUCCUUUUAUAGUAAACAGUUGUCUUUGCAAUUUACCCACCCCUCGGUAGGAGACCCACAGCUGAGUAUAUAAGGCGUGGAUGCAAGUGUUGCCUUUUGUUCCUUGAAGCCCCUAAGGUUUUUUCAACCAAGCACUUUGGCAGGAAAUCCAGACUCAUGGCUCCUAAAAAACCUGACCCCAAGAAAGAAGCCCCCAAAGCAGCUGCGGCUCCAGCUCCAGCUCCAGAACCACCUAAAGAACCUGCCUUUGAUCCCAAAAGUGUGACCAUUGAAUUCAAUGCUGACCAGAUUGAAGAGUUCAAGGAAGCAUUCAUGCUCUUUGACAGGACCCCAACUGGAGAAAUGAAAAUCACAUACAGCCAAUGUGGAGAUGUCAUGCGAGCCCUGGGACAGAACCCAACCAAUGCAGAGGUCUUGAAAGUGCUAGGGAAACCAAAGCCAGAAGAAAUGAACACAAAGAUGCUGGAUUUUGAGACCUUCCUCCCAAUGUUUCAACACAUUGCCAGAUCCAAAGACCAAGGGACUUUUGAGGACUUUGUGGAAGGACUGCGUGUCUUUGACAAGGAAGGAAAUGGCACUGUCAUGGGAGCUGAGCUGCGUCAUGUUCUUGCUACUUUAGGCGAGAAGAUGACAGAGAGUGAAGUUGAACAAUUGAUGGCUGGACAAGAAGAUGGUAAUGGCUGCAUCAACUAUGAAGCUUUUGUCAAGCAUAUCAUGUCUGGCUGACGCUAGAAUCUUGAAAAUUCUUCAGAUGAAUAAAAAACUGAUUCGGCAGAAAUUUCCUCAUACUAUUUCCCCCUUAAAACUCUGUAGGAGAUGAAUCUACCACAAACCACAUUAAAGGGGCUGCCCAUUAUAAUAACAAAACCACUGCAUUAAACACCUCUGCAUCAAUUUCAAAUUU